GAUUAAUGGUAGUAGUAGUUUUGUUGGCUUCUUUUUGACGCUCGGCGGCCAAUCGAAUUGACCACCAUAUACUUGUCCCAUUUCCCCUUCAAUCGGUGUGGUCCGGCGGCUCACACAGGCACAGCCGGCCUGCUGCUUGGUCAAGCAUGGAGGAGCAGCUACUCGUCCCCGGUUCACCGGGCAUCGAGAAGAAGGGAGAAGACGAGAGCUUGGUGCUGAGCGAGGUGAAGAAGCAGCUGCGCCUCGCCGGGCCACUGGUCGUCGGCUGCCUCCUGCAGAACGUGGUCCAGAUGAUCUCCGUCAUGUUCGUCGGCCACCUCGGCGAGCUCGCGCUCUCCGGCGCCUCCAUGGCCACCUCCUUCGCCAACGUCACCGGCUUCAGCUUGCUGGCCGGCAUGGCGUGCAGCCUGGACACGCUGUGCGGGCAGGCCUACGGCGCCAGCCAGCACCGCAUGCUAGGCGUGUACAAGCAGCGGGCGAUGCUGGUGCUGUCCCUCACGAGCGUGCCCGUGGCGGCGCUCUGGGCGUACACGGGCCGGAUCCUGCUGCUCCUCGGGCAGGACCCGGAGAUCGCGGCGGGCGCCGGCAGCUACAUCCGCUGGAUGAUCCCGGCGCUGCUGGCGUACGGGCCGCUGCAGUGCCACGUCCGGUUCCUGCAGACGCAGAACAUCGUGGUGCCCGUGAUGCUCAGCUCCGGCGCCACGGCGCUGAACCACCCGCUGGUGUGCUGGGCGCUGGUGCACGGGCUCGGCAUGGGGAGCAAGGGCGCCGCCCUCGCCAACGCCGUCUCCUUCCUCACCAACCUCUCCAUCCUCGCGCUCUACGUCAGGCUCUCGCCGUCCUGCACGACCACCUGGACGGGGUUCUCCCGCGAGGCGUUCCGCGGCCUCCUCGAGUUCCUCAAGCUCGCCGUGCCGUCCGCCCUGAUGGUCUGCAUGGAGUGGUGGUCGUUCGAGCUGCUGGUGCUGCUCUCCGGUCUGCUCCCCAACCCCAAGCUGGAGACGGCGGUCCUGUCCAUCUGCUUGAACACCAACUCCCUGGCGUUCAUGGCGCCGCUCGGGCUCGGCGGUGCCAUAAGCACGCGCGUGUCGAACGAGCUCGGGGCGGGGCGGCCGGCGGCGGCACGUCUAGCGGCGCGCGUGGUGAUGCUGCUGGCGGUGGCGGUGGGCGCGUCGGAGGGGCUGGUGAUGCUCCUGGUGCGCAACGUGUGGGGGUACGCCUACAGCAACGAGGCGGAGGUGGCCGCCUACGUCGGCCGGAUGAUGCCCAUCCUCGCCAUGUCCGUCGUGUUCGACGGCCUCCAGUGCGUCCUCUCGGGCGUUGUCAGGGGAUGCGGGCAGCAGAAGAUUGCGGCGGUCGGCAACCUCGGGGCGUACUACCUCGUCGGCAUUCCCGCGGCCUUCUUCUUCGCCUUCGUCUUCCACCUUGGAGGAAUGGGGCUCUGGUUCGGCAUAUGGUGCGGGCUGGUGGUGCAGAUGAUCUCGCUGCUCGCCAUCUCCGAGUGCGCGACCGACUGGGACAAAGAGGCGGUGAAGGCAAAGGACAGAGCCUUCACUUCUUCGCUGCCUCAAGACAUGGCAACGUGAGACGCGCAUGGAACCGGAUGAUAUUUUUGACGCCAAACGAAAUUUAUCCAAAAAACAUGCGCUGAGAACUCGAUGCAAUGUAACAUGACAUGAUACUGUAGCAGCAGCCGAUCCAAUCGCUACGAAUCAACUGCAUUUGACGUUCCUUGGACCGGAUCGAUGUGUGUGUCAUGUGUCUGUGCAUGAACGAUGAUGUUGCUUCACUUGUUC
This is a messenger RNA of Hordeum vulgare subsp. vulgare (domesticated barley), 1796 nucleotides long. Its product is annotated as protein DETOXIFICATION 16-like. NCBI's taxonomy places the organism in Eukaryota, Viridiplantae, Streptophyta, Magnoliopsida, Poales, Poaceae. The transcript is spliced from 6 exons. Gene Ontology annotation, cellular component: membrane. Gene Ontology annotation, biological process: xenobiotic detoxification by transmembrane export across the plasma membrane. Gene Ontology annotation, molecular function: antiporter activity; xenobiotic transmembrane transporter activity. The record is from RefSeq and is a predicted model, not a curated record. The coding region runs from base 147 to 1586 and encodes 479 amino acids.